Messenger RNA from Xyrauchen texanus (razorback sucker), 6531 nucleotides. Its product is annotated as macrophage mannose receptor 1. NCBI's taxonomy places the organism in Eukaryota, Metazoa, Chordata, Actinopteri, Cypriniformes, Catostomidae. The record is from RefSeq and is a predicted model, not a curated record. Gene Ontology annotation, molecular function: signaling receptor activity; carbohydrate binding.
AUGAAACAAGAUUUGCUCUCAGGUUUGUGUCAGUGUGAGGAGGGCUGGAGGCCGUAUGAAGAGAGAUGUUAUUUCUUCUCCUCUGAUAUGAAGUCAUGGCAUGACGCGCUGGAGGACUGUACUAGUAAAGGAGGAAACCUCAUGAGUAUACUAGACAUCCAUGAGCGGACGUGGGUUCGGACUCAGAUCGGAACGUCCAUCUUCUGGAUCGGACUGAAUGAUGUGGCGUCAGAGGGGAACUGGGAGUGGAGUGAUGGAAGUGUGUUCUACCCGUAUCUGUCGUAUUGGAGGGAGGGUCAGCCUGAUAAUUGGGCAGAUAAUGAAGACUGUGGUCAGGUUCAGGGUACCAAUCAAGGCCGGUGGAAUGAUGAAACUUGCACAGCCAGACGACAGUAUAUCUGCAAACGACCCAACCCUAAUCCAGCGCCGCUGUGUGACACGGGCAACGGCUGGGAUCAGUUCGGCUCAAACUGCUACAAGCGGAGGGCGGGGCUUAGGAAGAGCUGGGCGGCGGCUCGCAGUGACUGUGUCAGAGAGGGCGGAGACUUAGUGUCCAUCACUUCUGCUGAGGAGGAACAGUACGUGACAAGUCGACUGGACUCCUCGGCCUUUGACCUCUGGAUUGGAUUCUCCACUCUGGCAUGCACGACUAUCUCGUGUCAAAUACAACCCGAUGCCACGACAUUCACCUGGUCGGACGCAAGUACCUCCACUUACACGAACUGGCCGGAGGGUCAACCAGAUCUCACUGACAAACCGAACGGCCUGUGUACCGCCAUGAUUAAAGAGGCUGGCGAGGAUUAUGGGAAAUGGAAAACACAUGUAUGCCGUUAUACACGACCGUACAUGUGCAAAAGAGCGUUGAACACUAUUUGUCCUCCUGGCUGGUUGAGUUUCGCUGGUAACUGUUAUUGGGUGGUCAGUAACCGAAAUCUCUUGACCAGCUGGUAUUUGGCUCAGAGCACGUGCUUCAACAUGGGCGCAAACCUGGUGACCAUCAAGAAUGAAGCGGAGCAGUUCUUCGUAAAUGCCCAGUUACCCGAUUUUCACCAGGUAGAUUUACCUGAUCUGUGGAUCGGCGUUUCAGAUAAGGACCAAGACGGAACGUUUCUCUGGGUGGACAAAACUGCGGUUGAGUUUUCAAACUGGAGCCCAAACUUCCCUCAGAAUUCGGCGAGCCAGUGGGACUGCGGCCAAAUUUACACCGGAAACUACGCUGGGAAAUGGGAAACGACCAACUGCUUUAAAAAUCUGGGCUAUAUCUGCAAGAUGGCCGGAGGUCAGAACGUGAAGCCCACUUCAGCUCCAGACUCUCACUGUGAUGAAGGAUAUCUUCUCUUCGGUGAUCACUGCUUUCACUUCGAGACAGAAUCCGUGAAGACGUGGCAGGAUGCAGAAAAUUAUUGUGUCGCUCAGAGCGGACAUCUGGUGAGCGUCCACAACCAGGAGACCAUCAGCUUCCUGACGGCCCACAUGAGCAGAACGUCCUGGGUCGGUCUGAACGACAUCAGCAGUGAGGGAACGUUUGUUUGGACCGACGGAACUCAACCCGACUUCCUGCCAUGGGAAUUAAACCAGCCUGACAACUGGCAGGGCAAUGAAGAUUGUGUUCACAUUCGUGGGACGGAACAUCCCGAUACAGGAAAACUGAACGAUCUCCCCUGUACCGCCACAUAUCCCUUCAUCUGCCAGAAAGCGAAAGGUCAAGGGCCACCACCCCCCCCAACUUCCGGUCCAGGCUGGAAUGAGAAGUGCGGCUCGUGGGUUUCUGACCCGUUUAACGACUACUGUUACCUUUUUACCACUCUGUCCAUGAGAAACUGGGCGGACGCUCGUUCCGAUUGCAUCCAUCAGGGCGGAGAUCUCAUCAGCAUCACAGAGCCGUUUGAACAAGGAUUCAUACAAGCUCAAAUCCAAGCGGUUCCCGUUGGCGUGUCUCUGUGGAUGGGCGCUCAUGAUUCGGACACCGAAGGCGGGUGGAUAUGGACCGACGGUUCUCCGUUCCGCUACAUAAACUGGGCUGCAGGAAACCCUGAUGACUACUUUGGCGAAGACUGCCUGUCCAUUUUAAUCAGUUCUGGAGCAUGGAACGACGAUAACUGUGACAAUAAGAGAGGAUAUAUCUGCAAGCGGCGAGGAAAUACGCCCGAGCCUCCACCUCCACAUGAUGGUUUCUACACGGCGUACACAUGUCAGGACUCCAGCAUGGUGCUUCACUGCCCCGCCAACAGUGUCAUCAACAUCCAGUCGGCCUUUUACGGUCGCCGCAGCGACAAGAUCUGUCCGUAUGAAAAUGGAGCGUCCGGUGUUUGCACCGUUCAGGGGACGUUACCAUUGGCCAGGAAGAACUGUGACAACAGAGAGUUCUGCUUCCUGUUCGCUCGCACGGAAAACGACCCCUGUCCGACCAUCUCCAAAUAUCUGGAGGUGGUUUUCAGCUGCGAGCAGAACGUGUGUGUUAGGGGUCUCGGCGUGGAGGAUGGAAACAUCACAAACUCGAUGCUGUCGGCGUCGUCUUCUCUCAGUGGACAAGGCGCAGAUAAAGUUCGACUGAAAGGAAACUCUUGUUGGAUGCCGUCCAGUUCUGUCAACUCAUGGAUUCAGGUGAACGUCGGUCAGUUGAAGAAGAUCACCGGCGUCGUGAUUCAAGGCUGCCCAACAUCAGAUCACUGGGUGACAAAGUUUAAGGUCCAAACCAGCACAGACGGAGUUUCCUGGACAGACUACACCAGUGACGGAGGGGAUUAUCCCGGUUCUGUGGACAGAAGUUCUCUGGAGACGCGAUUGUUUGGGACGCCGAUCUCAGCGCAGUACGUUCGAGUUCUGCCGCUGGAGUGGAACGUUCAAGUUGGGUUGCGAUUGGACGUUUUGGGCUGCGUACCGGACUAUGCGGUUUCUUGCAGUGCAAAGCCGAACCUGAAUCACGCGGUGGACAAAAUCACCGUUCACUGUCCUGCCGGGUGUGCGCGGGAGCCGUAUUCGGUGUACGGUACAGACAUGUAUCGUGGGGAUUCUAAUAUCUGUGCGGCGGCGAUUCACGCUGGCGUCGUUCUGAACGACAUCGGUGGAGACUGUUCCCUGAUGAAAGCUCCCGGUCAGAACUUCUACAGCGGAUCCACCAAGAACGGCAUCAUGUCCAGACAGUUUGAUGGACAGUACUCGGUGUCUUACCAGUUCACUGAUGGAGAGCUGAGGUGUUCUGGUCUGGACUGGUUUGAGUUUGGAGAAUUCUGCUAUAAAGCGUUUGAUGAAAUGAAAACUUGGCAUGAAGCACGAACGGCCUGCAGACGUCUGGGAGCCGAUCUAGUGUCCAUAAUGUCCAUGACUGAACAGAGCUGGAUUGAGAGUUACCUGUACAUGGCGAGCAGUGACUUUUGGACCGGUCUCAAUGAUCUGACUUUCUCGGGUUUGUACUCGUGGUCAGAUCAUCACGAGGUCACGUUCACAUACUGGGCUCCAGGAGAACCGAACAAUCAUCUGGGCUUCAGCGAGAACUGUGUGGAGAUGUACCAUCUGACGGGCCGCUGGAAUGACGUCACCUGCACCGAAUUAAACACAUACAUCUGUAAAAUGCCUAAAGGUCACUAUCCGCUGCCCUCUGUGCAGCCCACCGUAUAUGGCUGUCCACAGGGCUGGGACGUGUUUGAAUAUUCCUGCUACUGGUUUGAAGAAACUGCACAUACCCGUGAAGAAGCCAAAGCGUUCUGCGAGAGUAAAGAGAGUUCGCUGCUGCAUAUUUUAGACCUGUACGAACAGGCUCAUUUUACCGCUCUGAUGAGCCGAUACUCGGGUGACUGGUGGAUCGGGCUGCGGGCAAGAGGAGGGGACGUGGGGGUCGAUUAUUACUGGGACAACGACGCUUUACUGAUGUACACCAACUGGGGGCGCAACCAGCCAGACAACCACGCCGGACCCUGUGUUACUAUGACCACCAAGCCUCUGGCGGGAUUCUGGAAUAACAAAGAGUGUGAACAGUCCUUCCCGUUCGUGUGCGAAGCGCCACGCAACGGCAUCUCCCCGCCCACGCGACCUCCGACUCCGCCUCCCGUCACAGGAUGCGAGAGCGGCUGGAGUGGCGAACCGCACUUCAGAAACUGCUACAGGGUGGGAAAGAGUACACGGUGGAUUUUGGCGCUGAAGAAAAGCUGGCAGGCGGCGAGGGAAGACUGUCGCUCUCGCGCCGAUCUCGUCAGCAUCCACAAUCCCGUAGAGGAAAUCUUCCUGUCCAAGUACUCCAAGGGAAAAACCAAAUGGAUCGGACUAAGUGUUAACCCAGUGGAAGGGGGUUACCACUGGAGCGACGGAACGCCUGUCAGUCACACAAACUGGGGUCUCGGUGAGCCCAAUAAUCAUGGCGGACGAGAAAACUGUGUGGAGAUGGUGACCACAGACAACGGGACGUCCUGGUGGAACGACCUGAACUGUGACGCUCAUCAGGACUGGAUCUGCAUGAUUGCGAAAGGGAAGAAACCCAUCAUACCACCCGUCCCUCCGUCCCCUGUUCCAGCUCCAGAAUGCGGAUCAAACCCCGGUUGGCGGAAGAACAACGGAAUCUGUUAUUAUUACAACGACACCGAUAUCGUGGACUUCCACGUGGCCAAUCUGAGAUGUUAUGCUGAAAAAGCUCGACUGGUGUCCAUCGCCGAUGAAGCCGAACAGUCGUAUGUGGUCAGCCUGGUGGGCACAGGUCAGGCAGCCGCGGCAUGGAUUGGAAUGAGAAUGUUAGGUGUCGCAGGUGGAGAAUAUAUGUGGGUGGAUUUAUCUCCAGUGACGUAUGUGAACUGGGGUCCCGGAGAACCCAACGAUGCCAACGGAGAAGAACAGUGUGUCCAGAUGAACAGAUAUCCAGGUUCAUGGAAUGAUGCGAACUCGGGUCGAGCCAGCGCUGGGUAUGUGUGUAAGAAAUAUCCAGGAAAUGACCACACGCCGCCACCGACGGCUUCAUGGGAAGGAAACUGUCCCGAGGGAUGGAUGAAAUUCCGUAACAAAUGUUACAUAUUCAAGGGAAACCACAAACAACAGACUGAGUAUAAAGCGAACUGGACGCACGCACGCGAUUGGUGCCGACAGCAGAAAGGAGAUCUCGCCGUCAUCGAUGAUCAGAAUGAAAACGAUUUUGUGGCGAGUUAUCUGAGGGAUCUGAUUGAACCCGUUUGGAUCGGUUUGUCUGACACGCUGCAUGAAGGGAAGUUCGCGUGGAGUGACGGAGUCAGUCCGGUUCUGUUCACAAACUGGGCUGAGAAGGAGCCGAACAACGUUGACGGGCAGGAACACUGUACAGAAAUAUCCCACCAUCACCUGGUAACGGGUCGCUGGAACGAUGAGCGGUGUAAUCUGGAGCGAGGAUGGGUGUGCACCAUGAAGAAAUGUAUCGAGCAGCAUUCCUGUCCCCCGCCAACACGCAGCCCGUGUCCGUCCGGAUACGUCUCCUGGUACAGCAACUGCUAUAAAUUGAUUUCAGAGCCCAAGACGUGGGAUGAAGCUCAGCAGGCUGAGAAGGAGGGAGGAAACCUGGCCAGUGUGGACAUGAGUUACGAUCAGGCCUUCAUCUCUGGAGCCGUGCAGCAGGGCAAAACCGAUGCCUGGAUCGGACUGCGGCGAAUGCCGGACAGUGAUUCGUACAAAUGGUCAGACGGUUGGCCAGUGUUCUUCACUCACUGGGGUCCAGGUGAACCAACCAAUCACAAGGGCGAAGGGUGUGUGAGCAUGCACGCCCCGUCACACUUCAUCCAGGGCACUUGGAACGACACGGCCUGUGACGUCGCCAAACCGUACAUCUGUAAAAGCACUACAGAAAAGCCUCCAGCGACUCCGGCUCCGGGAGACGGGAAGUGCUUGACGGGUUGGUGGCGAUACGGACGUCACUGCUAUUUCGUGUAUGACGGAAAAGUGGGCUUCUCUUGGCCGGAGGCGCGACACUUAUGCCAGGAGUACGUCGGAGCCGAUUUAGCCUCGAUUCACAGUCGCGCCGAGGUGGAAUUCAUCAGGAACAUCAACUACACCAAGUACCACAACGUUUGGAUCGGCCUGACCAGAGAUCGUUCAUUCGGCUGGGGUUGGACGGACCUGACGUCUCUGGGCUUCACGAACUGGGCUCCUGGAGAACCAAACGAAGCGAUUCAUGACGGUGAUGUGGGGAAAGAGAACUGUGUGGAGAUGUACCACGACGGCAGGUGGAACGACAACAACUGCGUGCAGAAGAGAGGCUUCGUGUGCCGACACCGCCAGUAUUACGUGACGGAUGAUAACGGAAACAUAGUCAUACCAACUGACCCAUCGGCGACUGACAGCGGCGUGAUCGCUGGUGCUGUUAUCGGGGCGAUUGUGUGUGCCGCGCUGAUACUGGCCGUCAUGUACUACGUCUUCAGUGUGAAGGGGGUGAAACCGGGUGACAUCAGCAUCUUUAAACGAGAGACCAAGAAUAUUGACGUGCCGGCGUUCACCAACCCAAACUUCAUCGGAGAAUCCGAGUCCUGAAGCGAUUCAUUCACCUACAACACAAGCACAAUCCAAUAAUGUGUGUGUCACGAG